AUGUAUCAAAAUUUUGAGGAAACUACCAAUGUAGAGUUGAUCGGCUGGGGUCUAAAUGAGUACAAUACAAAUAUUUAUUUGAAAAUUAAUUUAACUAUUUGUAUAGAAAAUAUUUUAUUUUUCCAGACAUUCGGUACACUGCAAAGUAUAUUGCAAAAAGUUGAACUGGAGUUGGUAACAUUAGCAAAUUGUCGUCGGGAAUUAAACGCAUUCUUACAGGAAUCACAUCUUUGUGCUGCUGAUGUUGGUCAAAAGAAAGGACAGUGUAGCGGUGAUUCAGGUGGACCCUUACUGUAUAACCACAAUAUACAAAUAGGUGUAGUUUCAUGGAGUCUUAAACCUUGUGCCAAGAAACCAGGAGUAUUCACAAGUGUUAAACAUUAUUUAUCAUGGAUUUAUGAGACAAUUAAUAGAACUAUUACAUACAAAGUAUAACAUUUUUUAAUUUGUACCAUUAUAAUACAAUAAAUGCAUUUAAUAAUAUAUGUAUAUAUAUAUAAUGUCAAACUUUUAAGCUAACUUUUAACUAAGAAAUAACAACACAACAAAUAUUCAAAUUCUGAAACGUUUCAUUUGUACUAAGCAAUUGUUUUGCUUCCAGCUAAAUUAUCAGCAGAUUCGGUGACUUUAUGGAAUAAUCAACUCUCGCUAUGCGGUGCAUUCAUUGUCUUUCUAUUCAUAUAUGCUAGAAAUAUUGUCCACAUAACACUACAAAUGCUUACGAAUACAAGACGGUUGUGUUCGGGUAUCACUGAGAAGUUGAUAGUUUGUAUUAUAGGCCAAAAGCACACGCCCA
Molecule: messenger RNA, 796 nt
Organism: Teleopsis dalmanni
Lineage: Eukaryota; Metazoa; Arthropoda; Insecta; Diptera; Diopsidae
Product: kallikrein-7-like
Exons: 2
Coding region: 1-435 (144 amino acids)
Biological process (GO): proteolysis
Molecular function (GO): serine-type endopeptidase activity
Source: RefSeq, a predicted model, not a curated record